AUGUUCAUACUACAAUUUUUUUCUGAGUUUGACAUAGUCAAAAGUUCAAGGUAUCGCCAAGAUGUGAUCCAGCGCGGGGAAGUUGGCGGCAACUGUGCGAAAUUCGACGCCGAAGUUCUCAAAGAAAAUCAGAACGAACGAGGCUACUUGCGUAGCUGGUCGAGUGAUGGUAUUGGAACAUUCAGCGGUGGUUUCGUUGAUUCAUGGUUCGGUGACACUUGGAAGGUUUUCACUGAUGCGCAGCCUGUUGAAUUAACCGCUUUGGCUGGACGUCGUGUGUGCUUCAAAAAUGCCAUGUUUCCAUUAUUGGCCAGACAGUCUUUUGGUCUCUACUAUAACACACCGCUGGAGACUGACUGUCACGGUACAGGACUGAUGCAUGCGUUUGCUCAUCAUGUUCUACAUCGACUAGGUAUCCACCAGAAAGGCCCUCUACUUGAUAACGUACGGGUGACGAUUCUCUCCAGGAGCACAAAGUUCAGGAGGAUUCUCAAUUUGGAUGAG
This is a messenger RNA of Ostertagia ostertagi, 504 nucleotides long. The record is from the annotation of a GenBank genome assembly. Lineage: Eukaryota; Metazoa; Nematoda; Chromadorea; Rhabditida; Trichostrongylidae.